Molecule: messenger RNA, 496 nt
Organism: Coturnix japonica (Japanese quail)
Lineage: Eukaryota; Metazoa; Chordata; Aves; Galliformes; Phasianidae
Gene: PIN4
Product: peptidylprolyl cis/trans isomerase, NIMA-interacting 4
Biological process (GO): rRNA processing
Molecular function (GO): DNA binding; peptidyl-prolyl cis-trans isomerase activity
Source: RefSeq, a predicted model, not a curated record
GCCUAGGGCAGGCGGAAACGGGCGGGCCCAAGGCCCAGGGGAGGGUCGCGGCGCAAGGCGUGCUGGUCGGCGUUGAGCGCGGCGGUCCUGCGGCGAUGGCUCCGAAGGGGAAGGGAGGCGGCAAGGCUGGCAAAGGCGGUGAGAGCAGCGAGGGCAAGGCCCAGGGCCCAAAGGGCGGUGGUAGCGCCGUGAAGGUCCGGCACAUCUUGUGCGAGAAGCACGGCAAAGCCAUGGAAGCCAUGGAGAAGCUGAAGGCCGGGGUGCGCUUCAGCGAGGUAGCCUCGCAGUACAGCGAAGACAAGGCCAGGCAGGGGGGAGACUUGGGCUGGAUGACCAGAGGCUCCAUGGUGGGACCAUUCCAGGAAGCAGCGUUUGCCCUGCCGGUGAGCAGCAUGGACAAGCCGGUGUAUACAGACCCCCCUGUCAAAACCAAGUUUGGGUACCAUAUUAUUAUGGUGGAAGGCAGAAAAUAAAAUAUGAAUGACCGUGGAACUCA